CAUUCGAUUUUAUACGUUGGUCUGCCAUGAGUCCCAGAGAAGUGGCAUAGGUAUGUGGAGAGAUGACACUGUCCCACUCUCUAAAAUUGAAACUCGCGCGGGAAUAGACAUGAACGGAGGAAUUGCUUCAACUCAAUGUUUUCUCCCAAGGACGUCGUAUCAUCUUCCCGCCGGUUAUUCUGCAAAUACGUUUAUGGAGACCCAUUCUUUAGUUCACUCACCAAAGUCUCAGCUUUUCCCUCAAGAUCAGUCACGGAGUACUACGUACGCUCUUCUUUUGAUGUCCAGAUACAGACGCAAGUUCGUCAUGACAACCGUUGUCAAAAGGCUGGAAUUUUAUCGGAAGGAGCUGAACUUGGGCUUUCUCAGAAGUAUGAUCUUUUGAUUGAAAAGUACCGAUUUCCCAGUUCUGGUUUUGAAGCCAAACAGUUUCAUUCAGAUGUAAUCAAGAAUGGGUUCGUUGGCGAUCUUUUUAUGGGCAAUACCCUCAUCAAUGUUUAUGCUAGGAGUGGAGAUUUGGUCUCUGCUAACAAUGUGUUCGAUGAAAUGCCGGAUAAGAAUUCCGUUACGUGGGCGUGCUUGAUUACUGGGUAUACUCAAAAUGAAACGCCUGAAGAUGCAAUUGCAGUUUUUGGCAGAAUGGUGUCUGCAGGGUUUAUUCCAAACCAUUAUGCACUUGGAAGCGCGUUAAGGGCUUGUCAGAGAUUGGGAGCUGAGGGGUUAAAACAUGGGAUGCAAAUUCAUGGUUUAGUCUCGAAAACCCGUUAUGCAUUUGAUGUGGUCGUGUGCAAUGCCUUGGUCUCCAUGUAUGGGAGCUGCAUUGUGGGUUCCACUGGUAGUGAUCAUGCCUGGUGUGUUUUUGAUGGAAUUGAAAAUAAAAAUUCCAUAUCCUGGAAUUCUAUCAUAUCAGUUUACUCUCAGAGGGGGGAUGUGGUUUCUGCUUUUGAUCUUUUCUCUGAUAUGCAAAAGAGGGGUUUAGGGUUUAAUUUUAGGCCUAGCGAGUAUACAUUUGGCAGCUUAAUAACUGCUGCCGCUGAAUCCCUUAAUGUUGAUCAUGGUUCCUUACUGCUCAAGCAGCUGCUAGCAAAAGUCGAGAUGUAUGGGUUUGUAGAAGAUUUAUAUGUAGGUAGUGCUUUGGUGAGCGGUUUUGCAAGGCUCGGUUUGAUAGAUAUUGCCAAGAGUAUUUUUCAGCAAAUGGGCACAAGAAAUGCAGUGUCCGUGAAUGGUUUGAUGGUUGGAUUAGUGAAGCUUAAGCAAGGGGAAGAAGCAGUGGAGGUUUUCUUGGAUACUAGACACCUGGUUAAACUAAAUGUUGAUAGUUAUGUUCUUCUUUUGAGUGCCUUUGGCGAAUUCUCAUGUCUAGGAGCAGGGAUAAGUGAUUCAAGUAUUUCAAUCGGGAACAGUUUGAUUAAUAUGUACGCCAAAUGUGGUGCUAUUGAAGAUGCUUGUUCUGUUUUCAACUUGAUGCUUGAAAAAGAUUCAGUUUCAUGGAGUUCCAUGAUCUCUGGGUUUGACCAAAAUGAGUGUUUUGAAGAUGCAUUGUUGAGUUUCCGUACUAUGAAGAGAAUAGGAUUAAUGCCUUCAAAUUUCACACUGAUCAGCACCUUAAGUUCUUGUAGUAGUCUAGGCUGGAUCAGGAUGGGAGAGCAAAUACAUAGCGAAGCAAUUAAGUUGGGACUGAAUUGGGAUGUUUCGGUGUCAAAUACCCUUCUUUCACUAUAUGCUGAUACUGGAUAUGUCACUGAAUGCAGGAAAGUAUUCUCCAUUAUGCAUGAUCGUGAUCAAGUGUCAUGGAAUUCAAUUAUCGGGGCGUUCACUGAUUCAGAGUCAUCCAUUGUCGAAGGCACAAGAUAUUUCAUAGAGAUGAUGCGAGCUGGAAGGAUUCCUAAUAGUGUAACCUUUAUUAAUAUUCUUGCAGCAGCAGCAUAUCUUUCUUGUGUUCAACUCACACAUCAGGUUCACACUCUGGUAUUAAAGUAUCGCCUUACAGAUGAUAAGGCAGUUAACAAUUCUCUGCUCACUUGCUAUGGGAAGUCUGGAGAAAUAAAUGGCUGUGAAAGUAUAUUCUCCAGAAUGUCGGAAAGGGAUGAUGUCAGUUGGAAUUCCAUGAUCUCAGGAUACAUACACAGUGAGCAUUUAGUAGAGGCCAUGGACUUAGUCUGGCGUAUGUUGCAUAGUGGCCAAAGAUUAGAUUCUUUCACCUUUGCUACAGUCCUCAGUGCUUGUGCUUCUGUUGCAACACUGGAGCAUGGCAUGGGGGUUCAUGCUUGUGCUACUAGAGCUGGUUUGGUAUCUGAUGUGGUUAUUGGCAGUGCACUUGUUGACAUGUAUGCCAAAUGUGGAAGGAUAGAAUAUGCUUCAAGAUUUUUUGAGUUAAUGCCACUCCGAAAUGUAUACUCUUGGAACUCCAUGAUAUCUGGCUACGCACGGCAUGGUGAUGGGCACAAAGCUUUGGAGAUGUUUUCAAAGAUGAAACUGGAAAACCAACAACCGGAUCAUGUGACUUUCGUUGGUGUCUUAUCAGCUUGUAGCCAUGUGGGAUUGGUCAGCGAAGGAUAUGACCAUUUUGAGUCCAUGAGCAAAGUGUACAACCUAACACCUAGAAUCGAGCACUUCUCAUGUAUGGUUGACCUCCUUGGCAGAGCAGGUGAAUUUGAUAAGUUAGAGGACUUCAUAAAUAGAAUGCCAAUAAAGCCCAAUGUUCUAAUAUGGAGGACUGUUCUCGGUGCUUGUGGCAGGGCAAAUGGUCGGCUGCUCGAUUUGGGCAGGAGGGCUGCUCAAAUGAUAAUGGAAUUGGAACCACAAAAUGCAGUGAACUAUGUGCUCCUUUCUAACAUGUAUGCCUCUGGAGAGAAAUGGGAACAUAUGGCUCAGGCCCGGCAUGCCAUGAAGGCAGCAGCAGCUAGAAAAGAAGCCGGUUGCAGUUGGGUCACUAUGAAAGAUGGGAUACAUGUUUUCAUCUCUGGAGACAAAACACAUCCUGAUACAGAUGCAAUAUAUGAAAAGCUUGGUGAAUUGCAUGGGAAAAUAAAGGCUGCUGGAUAUGUUCCCCAGAUAAGAUAUGCACUUUACGAUCUGGAACUGGAGAACAAGGAGGAGAUCUUGAGCUAUCACAGUGAGAGACUUGCGGUUGCCUUUGUGCUUAUGAGGAAAUCAGAACUGCCGAUAAGGAUUAUGAAAAAUCUUCGAGUUUGUGGGGAUUGUCAUUCAGCCUUCAAGUACAUAUCAGCCAUUGUUGGCAGGCAGAUUGUGUUGCGUGACUCCAACAGGUUUCAUCAUUUCGUGGAUGGUAAAUGUUCCUGUAACGAUUACUGGUGAUUUUUAGAGGCAUUGCCAUUCUUGAGCUACAAUGUUUGCUUAUUUGGAGCCAACUGUGGGGAAGAAGAACAGUAGACACUUUGCUAAUUUGUACCAAACAAGGUUUGAUGCCACUGCAAGCAUCAGAGGCUUGCCCUUCUACUUCUUCUGUGAAUCCUCUUGCUCCUGGAUAUCCAACUUGGCACGAAGCUUGAGUGCUUGUAAACAAUCAAUCAACUGGAGCGAUGCCAUCUGAA
Sesamum indicum (sesame) is the source of this 3554-nucleotide messenger RNA. It is a transcript of the gene MEF7, whose product is annotated as Tetratricopeptide repeat (TPR)-like superfamily protein. The record is from RefSeq and is a predicted model, not a curated record. Gene Ontology annotation, molecular function: zinc ion binding; RNA binding; protein binding. Gene Ontology annotation, biological process: RNA modification. NCBI's taxonomy places the organism in Eukaryota, Viridiplantae, Streptophyta, Magnoliopsida, Lamiales, Pedaliaceae.